GAGUGAGUAGAGCAUCACAUUUGGGUGCGUUGGGUGCGCGUGGUGGAUGGGAUCAGUCUCGCACGGUUCCGCCCGGUUCUGUUCAAUACUUUCCACGUGGCGCACCAGCCGGUCGGAGGAGCGCCAUGUCGUCCCGCACGUGCCAGCACUGCGGCUGCGGCGACAUCGACGUGGACGCCGGCCGCGGCGACGCCGUCUGCACCGGCUGCGGCUCGGUGCUCGAGGAGCACAUCAUCGUCUCGGAAGUGCAGUUCCAGGAGAACGCGCACGGCGGCAGCAACGCCAUUGGACAGUUUGUCGGCGCCGACGGCAAGGGAUCCAAGGGUCUGGCUGCCGGAUUUCACACGGGCGUUGGCAAGGAAUCGCGCGAGUUGACGCUCAGAAAUGCCAAGAAGAAAAUAAACUGGCUGGCCCAGCAACUUCGCCUGAACCAGCACUGCGUGGACACAGCGCACAACUUCUUCAAGAUGGCGCUGUCGCGCGGCCUGACACGGGGCCGUCGCAGCAACCAGGUCAUCGGCGCCUGUCUCUACAUCACCUGCCGCACCGAGGGCACGCCGCACAUGCUGAUCGACUUCAGCGACAUUCUGCUGGUGGACGUGUGUGAGCUGGGCCGCACCUACAUGGCGCUCGCCAACGCGCUCUGCAUCAACAUACCCAUCAUGGACCCGUGCGUGUACGUGCUGCGCUACGCUAACAAGCUGGAGCUGGGCGGCCGGACGCACGAGGUGUCUGUGACGGCGGCGCGACUGAUGCAGCGCAUGAAGCGCGACUGGCUGCACAUGGGGCGCCGGCCGUCCGGCCUGUGCGGCGCCGCCCUGCUCAUGGCCACUCGACUGCACGGCUUCAACCGCACCGUCGAUGACGUCAUCAAGAUCGUCCGCGUCCACCAGAGCACCGUCAAAAAACGUCUCUCCGAGUUCAAGCAGACGCCGUCGUCGUCGCUGACGGUGGAGGAGUUCAUGAACGUCGACCUGGAGGACGAGAUGGACCCGCCAGCGUUCACAAAGUCCCGGAAGAAGGACAAGGAGCGGAUAGCACAGCUGAACGAAGGAGAGGUGACGCUAGAAAUCAAGGCGUUGCAGAAAGAGAUCGACAAACAAUUAGAUGAUCGUAAAAAGCGAUUACAGGACACAUGGAACAACUCCAUCGACGAGCCGCCAGCGUCUCCGGAAUCGGGCGACGGGCGCGAGUCGCAGGACGUCUCGCUGUUUGUACAGGAGCACACGCUGGAGCUGAUCCGCGACUGCGUCGGCGAGGACCUGGGCCCGGCGGCCGACACCGCGCUCAUGCCGCCGCCGCCGAGCGGCAUGGGAGUCAGCCGCGCGCUGCUCGGCCUCACGGCGUCGGUGGACGGCGACGGCGCGGCCGCCGCCGACGGCGACGACCCGGCCAGCCUGGAGCUGGACAUCAGCGGCAUCGACGACGACGAGAUCGACUCGUACAUCAUGUCCCCGCGCGAGAUCCGGUUCAAGACCAAGCUCUGGUUCAAGCUGAACGCCGACUUCCUCAAGGAGGAGGAAGUGAAGAGGCAGCGCGCUGAGGAGGAGCGUCUGCAGCGGGAGAGGGACGGCAAGCCCGAGAAGAAGAAGCGCGGCCCGCGCCGCAAGAAGGCGGGCGGCCUGGCGGCAAGCACGGCCGAGGAGGCCAUCGAGAAGAUGCUGCACGAGAAGAAGAUCUCCAACAAGAUCAACUACGACGUGCUGCGCGAGCUGACGGGCGCCGCCGACACCAAGGUGGACCUGAAGCGGGAGCUUAAGCCAGACGUCGCCGAGCUGGUGCUGCCAGCCUCCCGGAAGCGGCAUCUGUCCGGCAGCGAGGCGGCC
This is a messenger RNA of Pollicipes pollicipes, 1826 nucleotides long. Its product is annotated as transcription factor IIIB 90 kDa subunit-like. The transcript is spliced from 12 exons. Gene Ontology annotation, biological process: DNA-templated transcription initiation; transcription by RNA polymerase III; transcription preinitiation complex assembly. NCBI's taxonomy places the organism in Eukaryota, Metazoa, Arthropoda, Thecostraca, Pollicipedomorpha, Pollicipedidae. Gene Ontology annotation, molecular function: TBP-class protein binding; RNA polymerase III general transcription initiation factor activity; RNA polymerase III type 3 promoter sequence-specific DNA binding. The annotation marks the transcript as partial. Gene Ontology annotation, cellular component: nucleus; transcription factor TFIIIB complex; transcription preinitiation complex. The record is from RefSeq and is a predicted model, not a curated record.